GCCGACAGUCAAACACUCCAGCUCGUUCGCAUUAGUGCGUGAAAGGUAGCCGUAUUGGUGCCUCAUGUGUCCACCUCGUUUCCUAGCAGCACAUAGUCGCACCAGACUCGAACAAUCAAAUCGUAGAAACCGGCUAUCGCCACUCGCGACAGCUCCUAGGAAGAAAUCAACUUACUUUUCUCCCGGACCUUUGUCGCAAUGGCGCAUAGAAUCGAUGCCUCCUCCCAUAGCUCCCCCGCCCUCCCCUUAGCCUUCCUUCUCCUCCUCGUCCCCUGUCUCGUCGUGAGCGCAAACGAAGCGAGCAGGUUACCUGACGCCCCCUGCGACUCCGACGGCAGUCAGUCCGCGCACUUCUGGUGGCCCUGGAGCACCGGAGCCCGCAAGAUCACUGCCAGGCGAUUGGUCCAGACACGCUCUGCUGAGGUAACAGCUGCCGCCGGUAGAAUGCUUGCGACCAAGAACGAUUCGCCAUUGCCGAGUAGACUGCCGGCCGUGCCAUCGCCCACUCCCACUGCGACGACUUCGGCGAGCUCGCAGAAGAGCACCCAGAAGAGCAAGGCGAAGUCGCCCAAGGGCAGCGUGAGCACGGGCGUCAUGCCACCCUCGCCGUCCACCUCGCCGCCACCAAAGAAAAAUCCCCCCGGCACUAAGUCCCCUGCUCCUGCCUCUGGCGGAAAGACUCCUGCAACGGGGGGGAAAUCCCCGCCGAAUAAGAACCCAGCGUCUCCGCCAAAGGGCGGAAACACCCCUGGUGGAAAAACGCCUCCAGGCACAACCAAGCCCCAAUCGCCAAAACUUCCUCCAAGCAGCCCUCCCACCCCUAAGUCUCCGCCUUCCCCUCCCAAGAACACCAACACUUCCUCCCAAAAGCCCCCCGCCUCCCCCGCUUCCCCUGCCGCCCCCGCCAAGCCCCCCACGCCCUCCCCGCCGCCCGCGCCAAAGCCGCGGCCGCCGAAGCGGCGCGACGCGAACGAGACGGUGCCGACGGGGCCGAGCAACGCGGUGGGGUCGGCGGACUGCCAGUACCAGGGGGCGAAGGAGCUGGCAGCGUGCGCCGUGGGGUUCGCGCAGACGGCGGGUGUGAGGGGCGGGCAGGCGCUUGACGUGACGCGGUACACGGUGGAGAGCGAGUACGACACGCUGGACGGAUCGCGCAUGUCGGUGGGGUCGCUGCGGUGGGCCGUGACGUACCUGCGCGACGGGGCGUACAUCCGGUUCGCGCGGAGCAUGGAGAUCGUGCUGCAGGGUAACCUGUUCCUGCGACCGCGCACGACGAUCGACGGGCAGGGCUUCCACGUGCGCAUCACGAAUGGCAGCAUCGUGAUUCAGAACGUGAACGACGUCAUCGUGCACAACAUCGAAGUGUCGGGGCAGCCGCGCGGCGAUCUGAUCCCCAUCUACAACAGCUCGCGCGUCUGGGUGGACCACUGCCGCCUCUACGGCGGGCUCACGGGCACGGUUGACGUGGGCAAGGGCAGCACUGACGUCACCAUAUCCAACAGCUACGUCAGCAGCUAUGGUCAGACGAUGCAGCUCGGGCUUUCCGACGUGGAGAAUGCCGAUACCGCGAUGCGGGUCACUCUGUAUCGGAACUGGUUCAACGCGUCUGGCGCCAUGCAGCCGCUGUGCCGUAAGGGAUCGUGCCAUAUCGCGAAUAACGUGUACUCGAGCUGGGGGUACUACGCCAUAGCGGCGCGGAAAGGCGCCGUGAUUCGGUCUGAGAGGAAUUUCUUCCGGCCCGACCCGGCGGGCAGGCGGAAGGAAGUGACGCCGUACUGGAAGGGGAUGCCUCCGACUGACGGCAACUACGAUUCGACGGUCACGAUCGUCUCGAUCGACGACUUCCUGGCCGGCAACGCGACGUUCUCGGACACGGCGUACCGCGGCCCGAAGCCGGUUUUCACGCCGCCUUACGCGCUGACGUUCCCAAAGAGCACGCGCAACCUGGAGGCGUGGGUGCAGGUCAACGCGGGCCCCAAGUACGACGCGCUUCUAGAGCUCGAUCCUCCCAACCCAGACUUCCUCCCCCCCGCGCCCUCACCCCCCCCCGCCCCCGACUCCCCCCCUCUCGCUACUCCUCCGCCUGCCCCCGCCAACGGCACUGAGGGGAAUGGUACCGCCGCCCCCCCUGCCCCCGCUCCCUCUCCGCCGCCCCCGCCGCCCGAAUCUCCCGACUGCCAGUACGCUCCGGGUGCGAGCCGGGCGGAUGAGCUGGCGGCAUGCGCCGUUGGGUUUGCUGCCGCGGGGCUGGCGGGCGGAAAUGGCAGCGCCGGCAAUACGACAGACGGGAGCAGCGCCGCUGGGGGUAACCCUGGCAACGCUGGGCGACCGGUGUACGUGGUUACCCUGGACGAGGACUUCGCAGCGUCCUCGCGACAGGGCUCCCUGCGGUGGGGCAUUUCGAACUUCGCCCGCACGGGCGCCGUGUUCCGGUUCGCGCGCGACAUGACGAUUCAGCUGGCGGCGCCGCUGUACGUGAAGUCGCAGACGACGAUCGACGCUCGCGGGAGGAGCGUGAAUCUGGUGGGGGACAGCUUGCUGGUGCAGCACGCCAGUGGAGUGAUCAUCCACAAUAUCGAGAUGUCGGGCAGCGUGCGCAGCCCGGCGCACAUAGCGCUGUACAACAGCACAGGCGUGUGGAUCGACCACUGCCGCUUCACCAACACAUCCACGUCCUCGGGCGCCAUAGAGCUGGCGCGCAACAGCACGGGCGUCACCAUCUCCAACUGCCACUUCUCCUCCAACCAGCGCGGCUUCACGCUGCACUUGGGCCAGGCCGACGGCGACAACAUCAACUCGGGCAUGAAUGUCACCGUCUACCGCAACUGGUUCGACGGGUCGGCAUCGCCCGCGUGGCAGCCCAUGUGCCGCCUGGGCCUGUGCCACGUGGCGAACAACCUGUACACGGCAUGGACGGCAGACGCCAUGGAGGCGCGCGUGGCGGCGCAGGUGCUGCUGGAGCAGAACCAGUUCGUGGCCGGGCCGGCGUCGCGGCAAGUGGUGGGCAACACCACGGCGCCCGUGCCAGGGCUCGUGGCUGCUGUGAACAACACUCUCCUGCAGGGGACCGAUGGUGGAGCAGUGGGGUCUGCAACGGCCGCCACAUGGGGCCCGGUGUAUGUAGCAGUGGAGGGGGGCGCGCAGGUGUUUGUGCCGCCGUAUGCCUUGGAUCUGGCUCCCCUGGAUGCUAACUUCACUGCGUUUGUGAAGGCCAAUGCAGGCCCACACGCCAAGUAGGAUGGCUGCUGAGAGCAGCAUGUCCGCGUGUGGGCUGAGGCCUGCUCUUGCUGCUCCCCUGCUGGGAUCGCUGUCGGCCAUACAAGGUAGCUUCCAGAUAAUUGGAAGCUCUCGUACCAUGGUACGGUACCGGUAGCUAGGAAUGUAUGGACCAGAAUAGAUCACAUCCAACGGGCCAUGUACCGCUUCUCUGCGUGUGUGAAAGAUUCAACUAACCGGUCAUGUAUUGCUUGCUUGCCAUACCACUUGCUU
Molecule: messenger RNA, 3489 nt
Organism: Closterium sp. NIES-67
Lineage: Eukaryota; Viridiplantae; Streptophyta; Zygnematophyceae; Desmidiales; Closteriaceae
Source: the annotation of a GenBank genome assembly